AGUGCCGACCGAGGGCCGCGGAGGAGAGUACGCAGGCGCGGGGAGCGCGGGGAGCGCGCCUUGCCUGCGCAGCUGCCGGGGUGGGCGUCGCCGGGACGCGACCCUGGAGGACAGGUUGAGUGUGGCUGUGGGUGUGUGCCCACGGCUGCCUGGAAUUUUCCGCCCGUGACCGCCUGUGGGGUUUUGUCUGGUUGUGUGGUGACGGAGUGUGAGGUGAGGGACUGUGUUUGAAGCGUGUGGUGGCGUCGCUGUGUUGUGAGAGGAGAGCGGGUUGUGGCGUUUCUGCGUGUGUCUGUGAUGGAGCCAGCCGUGUGGUGACGGGGGCGUGCCUCAGGACCAUGUUCGUAUUUCACCGCAAGGUCUGUGGUGUUUAUGUGAGGAAGAGGUGACUGCACCUGUGGGAGGGGGGCCGGGAGUGGGUAUGUAAGUGUGGCUGUGAGAAUUUGUGUUGUUGAAGCGCGUUCGUGUGUGUGUGUGUGUGUGUGUGUGUGUGUGAGACCGACUGAUGUAGGUGGCCGUUUAUCGCCGUCUGGAGUGGCUGCGUGAUUUGACCGGGUGGCUGUAUGACUGCGCUUCAGUGGCUUUGCGGUUGUGAGUGUGUGGCAGUGUGCGACUGCGCUGUCGAGGUGUAUCUCUCCCUGUAAGCGUGGAAGGAGGAUCCUUGUGGGGAGGACUCUGAGCGGCUUUACGGGCGUGCAGGCUUCUGGCAAGGAAGUAUGUGUGCUGUUGUGGGAGGCUUUCUUUCUCGGUAAAACAGGAUAACAACACCCGCGUCAGUUUUGGGAAAAUUAUAUAAAUGGCGUAACGUAGUGAAAUACUCCGUGCCGAGCUUGGCACUCACCAGGCCCUGUGUAGGUGCUGGGUGUUUGUUGGAGUGCUGGUGGUCGUUUUUCGUUGUCCCCGUGCAGAGGUAGAAGCGCGGUGGUGAACGCUGGAGAAAUUUGCAUCUCUGAACUUGAGAUUGAGCAAUGCUUCUCAGAGCUGGGGAUCUGACCUCUUCUAGCUGAGAAGCGGUGCCCCAGUAGCCCAGCUGCUCCUUGUUGUCUUUUAUUGCAUUAGUGCAUUUGAAGGGAGGGCAGUGUCUGUCCUGGUCUCUGGGACCUGAGGCUGCGUAUGGUUGUGUGUCUGCUUCCUAACCAGUGUAGCUUGGGGGACUCUGGGACUUCUGGUUCCAUCACUCAGUAGUUGUGUGACUUUGGGAGAGGUCACUUAAAUUUCUGACCCUCAGUUUCACCUGCAAAAUGGGGAUAAUAAUAGUACCAAUCUUAGGCCUGUGGUGAGCGUUAAGUAGAACAGUCCCUGACACAAGUAAGCUAAUAAUAAUAAUAAAUGCUAAUUGCUUUAUUAUUAACCUAAUAACCCCAAGGAUUCCACACCCAGAGAAUCAAACCCACAGGAAGAAAAGCAAGAAGUGGAGCCUCAGAGAAAAAGUUGCAGGUUAAGAGAUAAAGUAAUCCUAAAGGCUAAAUUGAGCUUAGGUUCAGAAUUUUCUAGUCGGGGUCUUAGGAGGGCACGAACAGAGGGUCUUCCUUUAUGGAGAUAUCCCUAGGGAGCCUGUGGUGUCAAGACGCAAGCACUCAGAGUUAAUUUCUUUCAUUCUGAGAAGCCCACUGGUCAAGACCCAGUGGCAGGGACUGAGGAGGAGUAUCUCCUGAUAACACAGCGAUCUAGAGACAUCUCCGUGUCUAGAGCAGGGUUUCUCAGGCUUGGCACUUUGUUUUUUUUAAAAUAAAUUAUUUAUUUAUUUAUUUAUUUUUGGCUGCGUUGGGUCUUCGUUGCUGUGCGUGGACUUUCUCUAGUUGCGGCGAGCUGGGGCUUCUGUUUGUUGUGGUAAGCGGGCUUUUCAUUGCAGUGGCUUCUCGUUGCGGAGCACGGGCUCUAAGCGCGCGGGCUUUCAGUAGUUGUGGCUCAUGGGCUUCAGUAGUUGUGGCGCGCGGGCUCUAGAGCGCAGGCUCAGUAGUUGUGGCGCACAGGCUUAGUUGCUCCGCGGCGUGUGGGACCUUCCCGGAUCAGGGCUCGAACCCGUGUCCCCUGCAUUGGCAGGCAGAUUCUUAACCACUGCGCCACCAGGGAAGCCCCAGCCUUGGCACUUUGGAUGCUUUGGGGCAGAUAAUUGAAAGAUGGGGGAGAGCUGUCCUAUAUAUUUUCGGAUGUUUAGAAUUAUUCCUGUUUUCUACUCCCCAGAUGCCAGUAGCAUACCCCUGCUGCCCCAAUUUUAACAAGCAGAAGUGUCUCCAGACACAGCCUGGUAUCCCCUGGAGAACAAAAUCACCCCAGUUGAGAACCACUGGUGUACAGGACCAUGAUGAGGGCACACCAUGAACAUUUUCAGGGCGUGAGGGUGGGGAGGAGAGCAAGGGGGCUGGAUGAGAGAGGUGAUAAAGGGAUAAUGUUUCUGAGAUGAGAAGAAAGGGUGUCCAAAGCCUGCAACAUGGGUAGGCUCUGAGAGGCACUCAUUCAUUGAGCAGUCAGAUGCCUGCCAUGGGCCAAGCACCUUGCUAGUCAGGAUGGACCAGGUUUCUACUCAUUGGAGCUUGCAUUUAGUAGAGAGAUGAAAUUAAAUUUAUAACAGGUGGCAGUAAUUAUUUUGAAAAGGAAAGCAGGGUGAAGGGAUUACAGGGUGACUGUGGGUGCUGUUUUCAGUGUCGACACCCAGGCUUCCCAUGGGCAUCUCAGUCAACUCCAAAGCCAAGAAUGGCCACCAUCAGUGACUCCUUGGAAUCCUUUGAUCAGGGAAUCUAAGGAUUUGGCUUUUCUCCUCCCCAGUGCUGAGGUCUGGACUCUUAACAGGGAGAGGUCAGAUCUCCAGCCCGCGACUGAGGCUUGGAGACUGGAGCAGUAGUUCUAAACUAUGGCCUUGCAUAGAAUUUAGAAAUCUUAAAAGAUAAAAAUAAGACAUGCCUGGACUCCAUCCCCAGAGAUUCUGACUUAAUGGUUCUGGCAAGGGGCCCAGCCAUCAGUAUUUAUUAAAAAGCUCCCAAGAGAUUCCUGUGUACAAACAGGGUUGAGAGCUACAGCUGUGAGAGUUUGUGGGCUUCUCUGGGGCUUCUCAGAAUGAAAGAAAUUAAUUCUGAGUGCUUUCAGUAUCUUAUCAAAGGCAGUCCCUACAGCUGCACUUCCCUGCAAUAGGGACAUUCCUAGCCCCAUCCUACAAGUGAGGAAAUCAAAUCUGUACCUGUGCCAGCAGAGCAAGGGCAGGUCUGGCAUUCAGAUGCAAAGCUUAUGUUUUCUGCUAUAGCUGGGCUUGGGUCUUUGGAGAAAGUACCUUUCUAUAUCCCCGGCCUCUGGGGCUGGCAAGUUCAGGAUAGAGGUGAUCUUAAAAUACUAGAUAGGUGGUAUAGCAAAAACAAACUCUGGCUGAACGGAAGCAAUGUGUGGGUGCAUUAAUGGCUGGCUUUCAGUUAUGUCAGGUCCCACCCCAAUUCAACACCCAGCACAGGCCCCCAGGAUCACAGGGGUGCUGUGCCCCAAGGGGAGGCAUGGCCACUGUCCAGUAACUCUUUAUUUUAAUUUAUUUAUUAUUAUUAUUUUUUGGCUGCAUUGGGUCUUCGUUGCUGCACGCGGGCUUUCUCUAGCUGCGGCGUUCGGGGGCCACUCUUCCUUGUGGUGCACGGGCCCCUCAUCGCUGUGGCCUCUCCUGUUGUGGAGUACCGGGCUCCAGGUGUGAGGACCUCAGCAGCUGUAGCAGCGGGCUCUAGAGCGCAGGCUCAGCAGUUGUGGCACACGGGCCCAGUUGCUCCACGGCAUGUGGGAUCCUCCCGGACCAGGGCACAAACCCGUGUCCCCUGCACUGGCAGGCGGAUUCCUAACCAUUGUGCCACCAGGGAAGUCCCUCCAGUAACUCUUUAAGCUUGUUCUCAUCCAGGUUCUAGCCAUCCCUACCUUAGGAGCAGGAAUUUAGCCUUGUGCUAAAUUGCAAAGCCCCUUCCCACCCUAAGGUAUGGGACUCUGGAAGAGAGGCCAGGUUUACAGCGCUGCCCUGACGUGGUGUGGGAUCCAGCCUCUUUAUUUGUGGUGGUGAUGGUGUUUUGAAAAGCACUGUGUGAGAAUUCUUACUUCGGCCCUCUUAGUGUCAGGCUUCCUUGAUGAUGCGUGGUGUAUACUGAAUUAAAAAGGAAAAGAAAGGCAAGAAAUAACCGUGUGGCUGUUGCUGAAGAUACCUCAUGUAAACUUUUAACAGCUAACGGUGAAGCAGGUUUUGUUUACCCCAUUGCACAGCAGUGCUGAGUCCCUUGGAGAAAAUUAUUUUGUGGACAAGAAUCGUGCUCCUUCAACUUGGGGUGUGUGUCAAGGGCAAACAGCCAUGAGAAACCACAGGAUGGAUGCGUUGCCACUUCCUGUAGCAAUCCAUUUUACUUGAGGAAUCAGAAGAGAAGAAUCUGAACUCCACGUCUCACGUGGCUGCUGGCAUGUGUUGGGCAGCACAGCCCCACCUUCUCAGCACUCUGCCCCUCUCCAAAUUGAAACCCUCAAGGGGGAGGAAAGGAUGCCUGCUGCACGUGGGAAAUCCAAGUCCAAGAAUCCUGGCACCAUGUAUCUCCCGUGUUUGGAAGUCCAACGUUUUCUCAGCCAUGUGGAAGCACAAGCCCACAGUGAAAGGACGUGUGAUUUUCCAUUUCAGGCACCAGUCACAUUUGGGGAUUUGGCCAUCUACUUCUCCCAGGAGGAGUGGGAAUGGCUGAGCCCCAUUCAGAAGGAUCUGUAUGAAGAUGUCAUGUUGGAAAACUACCAGAACUUGGUUUCUCUCGGACUUUCCUUUCGGAGGCCAAAUGUGAUCACCUUAUUGGAAAAAGGGAAAGCACCCUGGAUGGUGGAGCCAGUGAAAAGACGCCGGGGCUUGGACUUAGGAUCUAAAUGUGAGACCAAGAAGUUAUCUCCAUAUCAGUGCAACAAAUCUGGGCAAAGCAUCUAUCAGAAAGCAGUUUCUACACCACAAAAAGUUCCCACAGGAAAGAGAAGCUGCAAGAAAAAUUCAGUCCUAAUAAAACCCAAGAAAGUGCAUUCAAAGAAGAAAUCUCUAAAAUGUAACGACUGUGGGAAAUUCUUUAGUCAAAGCUUAUCUCUUAAACUUCAUCAGAACUCUCAUACUAGAGAGAAGCCUUAUGAAUGCAGUAAGUGUAGAAAAGCUUUCAGACAGAUCUCAUCCCUUAUUCUUCAUCAGAAAAUUCACAAUGGAAGGAAAAGCUAUGAAUGUGAUAAAUGUGGGGAAAGCUUCAUUCAAAGAACAACCCUUAUUUUACAUGGGAGAAGUCACGAUGAAAAGGAAAUCUUUGACUGUGGGAAGGCCUUGAGUCAAUGCCAAUCUCUCAGUAUACAUCAGAAAAUCCACCUUGUCCAAAAUGUCUACCAGUGCAGAAAAUGUGAGAAAGCCUUCAUUCGAAUGUCGUCUUUUUUACUUCAUAAGAAAAUUCACAAUGGAAAGAAAAUACAUAAAUGCAAUGAAUGUGGGAGAGGCUUCAGUAAGAAAUCAGUCCUUGUUAUACAUAAAAGAAUUCAUACUGGAGAGAAAACCCAUGAAAGUGAGAAGGCCUUAAGUCAGAGUUUACAGCAGCGAAGUCACCAUGUAGAGAAUCCUUAUAAAUGCAGAAAAUGUGGGAAAUUCUUUAAUAGGAUUUCAUCCAUUAUGCUUCAUCAAAGAAUUCACGCUUCAAAGAAACCCUACAAAUGUGAUAAAUGUGAGAAGAUCUUCAUGCGGCUUUCAACCUUUACUCUACAUGUAAGAAUUCAUAACAGAGAGAAACUAUACAGAUGUAAUAAAUGUGAGAAGGUCUGCAACCGGCAUUCAUCCCUUAUUCAACAUCAGAAAGUUCAUACAAAGAAAAAGAAACUGUUUGAAUGUAAGGAAUGCGGGAAGAUGUUUUCUGGAAUUGCCAACCUUAAAAUACAUCAAAACAUUCAUUCUGAAGAGAAACCUUUCAAAUGCAAUAAAUGUAGUAAAGUUUUUGGCCGCCAAUCAUUUCUUAUUGAACAUCAGAGAAUCCAUACUGGAGAAAAACCCUAUCAAUGUGAGGAAUGUGGGAAAGCCUUCAGUCACCGAAUAUCUCUUACUCGACAUAAGAGAAUUCAUACUGAAGAUAGACCCUAUGAAUGUGAUCAGUGUGGGAAGGCCUUCAGUCAGAGUGCACACCUCGCCCAACAUGAAAGAAUUCACACUGGAGAGAAACCAUAUACAUGCAAAACGUGUGGGAAGGCCUUUAGCCAGCGUACAUCCCUUAUUCUACAUGAAAGAAGUCAUACUGGAGAGAAACCCUAUGAAUGUAACGAAUGUGGGAAGGCAUUUAGCAGUGGCUCAGAUCUUAUUCGGCAUCAGAGAAGUCAUUCUUCAGAGAAACCCUAUGAGUGCAGUAAAUGUGGGAAGGCAUAUAGUCGGAGCUCAUCCUUGAUUCGACAUCAGAAUACACAUUCUGAGGAAAAGGCUUAAGAUUGUUUUAAAUAUGUAAAAGCUAAGAGGGAGGCUAGCAAAGUAGCAGAGACACAGGCAUGGGAAAAUGCAUUUGUCUAUAACAUAAAUUGUGUAAAAAUGGGACAGUUUGAUGGUGUGUCCCACUUUGAAACCCAAAGAGCAAAAGUCAUUGGUGAUUUUGACCUGAGUAUUUGAAAUCAACUGAGGCAGUGACUUUAUCAUAGGUCUUUGUUUCAAAAUAGCAAGCUCAGAUGAUUGGAUCAGUCAUUUUUAAUGAAGAGCAUUCUUCAUUUGAUAAAAAUAACUGGUACUUCAUUUCCAAUGUAAUUUUAAAGCUAUUUCAUUGGUUAUGUACAACAAAGUGAAUUGUAAAUCCAUUUUUCUGGAUGGAGCUGUGAGCCUGAUUUAAGGUCACAUGAAGAAAGAGUUUGAGUUUGUCCCUUAGAACUAGAAGUAUCACACAGAAGGGAUUUCUUCACAAACCAGGGUGCCAUUUUCAGCUGGCAGAAACUUCUGGUUGAGAAUAAAGAAGAUUGAGUAAAGAUAGCACUCAUAAUUGUGUGAAGCAAUAGAGUCAUUACCAUACUGUCUCUAUGGGUAUGAAGACAUAUGAUCUUAAUGGUGUGAAAAAUCUAACAAGCCUGGGAUAAGCUAAUGAGGAAAAAAAAACAGGAUGUAUUGAAGAAUGAGGAACUUCAGAACAAGGAGAAAUCAUUUGUUAUUGUUUUGUUUGAAAAUGAAUUUAUAUUUAUAUGAAUAAACAUUGGUAUUUUCAUGUGAAAACACUGGUGUACAAGUGAUUGGUGGAGAAUGGGAUGUCAUGGACUGAAUGUGUCCUCCCAAAAUUCGUUUGUUAAAACCCUAACCCCAGUGUGAUUGUAUUUGGAAUUGAGGCCUUUGGGAGAUAAUAAGGGUUAGAUGAGGUCAUGAGGGUGGGGCCCUCAUAAUAAGAUUGUUUUUAAAGAAGAGACACCAGAGAUCUCUGCCAUGUGAGGACACAGCAAGAAGGUGGCUAUCUGCAAGCCGAGAAACUAGGCCUCACCAGUAUCCAACCUUGUGGCAUCCUGAUCUCAGACUUUCAGCCUCCCAAACUGUGAGAAAUAAAUUUUGUUUACAUCACCCAGUCUAUGGUAUUUUGUUAUGGCAACCUAAACUAAUACAUGGGAAAAACCCUGCAUUUAUGUGCCAGGCUCUUUCAUGUCAGCUGUUCACCAUAUAUGUAAUAGUUUUCAGUGCUUCUUUCCAGUUUGUGCAAAAUGUGUAAGAAAUAAAAUCAGAAUUCUUUUUUGGAAUUAGGUUAUAUACA
Messenger RNA from Globicephala melas (long-finned pilot whale), 7709 nucleotides. RefSeq names its product zinc finger protein 667 (gene ZNF667). The record is from RefSeq and is a predicted model, not a curated record. Gene Ontology annotation, biological process: regulation of DNA-templated transcription. Lineage: Eukaryota; Metazoa; Chordata; Mammalia; Artiodactyla; Delphinidae.